This is a messenger RNA of Brassica napus (rape), 3217 nucleotides long. RefSeq lists its product as uncharacterized. The record is from RefSeq and is a predicted model, not a curated record. The coding region runs from base 1598 to 2245 and encodes 215 amino acids. NCBI's taxonomy places the organism in Eukaryota, Viridiplantae, Streptophyta, Magnoliopsida, Brassicales, Brassicaceae. The transcript is spliced from 3 exons.
UAUUCUUAAAUUCUAAUUAAUAGUUUUAAGAUUUUUUUUAAAAAAUUACAUUCUUUUAAAAUCCUAAACCCAAUCUAUACCCUAAACCCAUUUCCCACCACAUAAUUAACCCAAAAUAUUUCCCUCCUAAACCCAAAACCCAAUUCCCUCCAAACCCAAAAUUUUCCCACUUAACUAAAGCCCAAUUUCUAUACUUAACCAAUUUUUUUCCUCUAAACCUAAAAAUUGUCGUCUCUCUCUCUCUCUCUCUCUCUCUCUCUAAAACCUUCGCCGUUCUCCCAUUCUCCCAUUCUCACGAGACUCUCACAGCCUCCUCUCUCUCUCAAACCUUCACCGCCUCUCUUAUUCUUUCUCACAGCCUCCUCUCUCUCUCAAACCUUCACCGCCUCUCUCAUUCUUUCUCACACUCUCUCACAGACUCCUCUCUCUCUCUCUCUCAACGAUGGCUCCUUCGACUGGAAUCCCCAACGAAUCACGUCGUCGCCCUCGCCCUACCGAAUUACAGCUCCCAGGUUAGUGAGCCCCUCGUCUCUGUCUCGAUUCCUCUUCCAUCUAGACUUCUUAGGGUUUCGAUUUAGACUUCUUAGGGUUUCGAUAUAGACUUCUUAGGGUUUCAAUUUAGACUUCUUAGGGUUUCGAUUUAGACUUCUUACGGUUUUGAUUUAGACUUCUUAGGGUUUCGAUUUAGACUUCUCACGGUUUUGAUUUCAAGUUUUUGUUUUUCGGUUUUGUCUCCCUUUAAAGUUUUGAUUCCUCUUAAUACUCUAUGUCUGUCUACAGGUAUGCGGAAAGGGAGACCACAAAUGACCUUAUCGGAUCCUUCUGCCAUGGCCCCAUCUUUUUCUCCUCCUGGAGUUGUACCUCCUGGAGCUGUUCCUCACGCAUCUGUCGGGUCUUCCAGUGCUGUGCAUGUGGCUCCUGCCCCUUAUGUCAGGAGAAGAGAAGAUGCUCUGCUACGUGCGCCAUCCAGACGUAACCAGCCACACCUCCACCCUGACAAGACCAAUGGAGCAUUGUCGUAAGUUUAAUACUAGUUCUGUUAAGUAGUUAUGUUCUGUUAGAGUAAGUUUAAAGUAGUUCUGUUCUGUUUAAAUACAAAAUAAAAAAUAUUGUGUUGUGGUAUUAGUUGAACCUUGUAUUAGAAGACUAAGUGUAGAGUAUAAUAUUUGAUUUUUUCAAUACUAGUUGAACCGUGUAUUAGAAGAUUAAGUGUAGAGUUUAAUUUUUUAUUUUUAUUUGAUGUUUGCCAUUGUCUUGUCUCAGGUUUGGUAUUGAUCCUGAAGUCCAUGCUUUUAUCCGAGCAACAUGGCAGGGAAACUACUGGGGGUCGUGGGCAAGCUGGAACUUCGUUCCACCUGAGAAGAAGGAUCAGUGGUGGCAUGCGUUCAUUGUAAGUGCUUGUUUCCCUUUCCUUUUCCCUUUCUCAACUAUUAGGAAGCUAUAAUGUUUAACUCUGUCUUAUGUUCUUUUGUAGCAACACUACUACUGGGAUGACCAAUUCCAUGAUGAAAUCUACUUGAAGUGGAAGAAACAAACUCAGGUUACCGUCUGUGGCCGCAUCAGCCAGAACAGGAGAGAUAAUAGGCAACCUUCUUACAUGUCAGACGCUCACUGGGCAACAAUGGUUGAGAAGUACAACACUGAGCAAGCAAAAAGGAAGAGUGCAAAAGCUGCAAGAUCUCGUAAGUCUGCUCCAGUUGGGAAGAAGAUGCACAAGCACGGUGCAGGCCCACGCUGUUUCCUGAACAUUGCGUAUCAAAUGAUGGUUGAUGAAGGUUUGGAUGAACCACCUUCAUACACAGCCCUUGCAAGGAAGACUCACACGGGUAAAGAUGGUUCCUUCCUAGACGAACGUACGGAGGAACUGGUGCUGGAGGUUGAGGAAGCCGUUGAAGAGAUGUUACAAGAUGGAUCUCCACUAGGAGACAGUCAAACUGACUCCACUGCUGCUUCAAAUGCAAAGCGCUAUCUUCUCAACCAAGAAUACAUCAAGAGAGGAAAGACAAAUAAGGGUACAAUCUACGGCCUUGGCAGUGUUCAGUACAAGAACAGCAGUCCAUCUGUGCCAAUUCCUGUCUCACUGCAGCGCAACCUAGACGUUGAUAUGUGUAUGUCUGGCUUUGAGACCACCAUUUCUGAAGUCAAGGGAGACAUUGCUGGAGUCAAGGAAGAUUUCAGUGCUUUGAAGGCAGAAAUCAAUGCUUUCAAGACUCAAGUAACGGGGGGGGGGGGGGAUGUCAGCUAGCCAAGCAACUCUCAACAUUAUUCUGCAAACUCUCCAAUCUCAAGCUUCCACUCCUGCCUCAACUGCACAACCAUCUCAGCCUCAAGCUCAGUCACAACCUCAAGGUCAGCCCCAAGCUCCCAUUCAAUCUCAACAACAGCCACAAGCUCAAGGUCAGUCUACGGCUCUACCACAACAUCUCACGAUCAAUAACCCAUCUGAGUUAGAUAGGUGGUGCCAAGACCUUGGUAUGUAAGGUUUGGUCAGUUGAUGUAUUAAGCUCAAUCUUUUGUGUACUUUGUUUCAAGUUGUAUUAUCUUUUGAAUGUUUAAAACUGCAACUUUUAUGUAAUAUAUUUUAGUUUCUAUGAUAUUUUAGCUUUUAAUUCGCAUUUUGCAUUUUAUAAAAAUUUCAAAUUGGUGCUUUAUAAUUGUUUUUAUUUUUUUUUAUAAUUAUUAAAACUACCCACGAAAACAAUCGUAGCAAACCGUAGCUUAUUGCUACAUUACCAUCCGUGUCAAACCGUAGCACAUUGCCACGCAUGUUUCGUCUCAAAUCGUAGCAAAGUUGCUACGAAAAGUUUCGUGGCAAUACGUGGCAUUUUGCUACGUUUUUUGACACGCGCUGUUUUUGCUACCCUCGUAUACGUACGUUUUGCGUUUCGUAGCAUUUCGUGGCUUCUGCUCCGUAUAGCCACGAAAAUUUGGUCAUACCCACGAAAAUUAACGUGGCUGUGGCCCUGUUUUUUACUAGUGUAAGACCCCUGAGUUUAUAGGUUUCCAGUUCAAAACCAUUUGAUUUGAUAAUGAAUUGAUUGGUUCUUUUUUCGAACUGUGAAUUGAUUGGUUCAAGUCAUUUGAAUAUUAAUGUUAACCCGUUCAAAUAUCUGAUGUGGAUCAUACAAACGAUUUUUACUCUAUAUAUCAUUAAAUGAAACUCUAAUAUAAUAUUUUUUUGGAUUUAUAAUGUAAAAUUCAAUUGAUAAUGUGUAUU